Budorcas taxicolor (takin) is the source of this 2757-nucleotide messenger RNA. RefSeq names its product SPARC related modular calcium binding 2 (gene SMOC2). Gene Ontology annotation, cellular component: basement membrane. Bases 1 to 1338 code for a protein of 445 amino acids. NCBI's taxonomy places the organism in Eukaryota, Metazoa, Chordata, Mammalia, Artiodactyla, Bovidae. Gene Ontology annotation, biological process: extracellular matrix organization. Gene Ontology annotation, molecular function: protein binding; calcium ion binding; heparin binding. The record is from RefSeq and is a predicted model, not a curated record. The transcript has 13 exons.
AUGCUGCUGCCGCGGCUCUGCUGGCUGCCGCUGCUCGCGGCGCUGCUCCCGCCGGCGCCCGCGCAGAAGUUCUCGGCGCUCACGUUUUUGAGAGUUGACCAAGACAAGGACAAAGACUGCAGCUUGGACUGUGGGGGCUCUGCCCAGAAGCCACUGUGCGCCUCCGACGGGAGGACCUUCCUAUCUCGCUGCGAGUUUCAACGCGCCAAGUGCAAAGACCCCCAGCUAGAAAUUGCUUAUCGAGGCAACUGCAAAGACGUGUCCAGGUGCGUGGCCGAGAGGAAGUACACCCAGGAGCAGGCCCGCAGGGAGCUGCAGCAGGUGUUCAUCCCCGAGUGCAGUGACGACGGGACGUACAGCCAGAUCCAGUGCCACAGCUACACGGGGUACUGCUGGUGCGUGACGCCCAACGGGAGGCCCAUCAGCGGCACCGCCGUGGCCCACAAGACACCCCGCUGUCCCGGUUCCAUAAAUGAAAAGGUUCCCCAAAGGGAAGGCACAGGGAAAACAGAUGAUGCCUCAGCUCCAGCGCUGGAGACUCAGCCUCAAGGAGACGAGGAAGAUGUGGCAUCACGGUACCCCACACUUUGGACUGAACAAGUUAAAAGUCGACAGAACAAAACCAAUAAGAAUUCAGUGUCCUCGUGUGACCAGGAGCAGCAGUCGGCCCUGGAGGAGGCCAGGCAGCCCAAGAACGACAACGUGGUCAUCCCCGAGUGUGCCCACGGCGGCCUCUACAAGCCGGUGCAGUGUCACCCGUCCACGGGCUACUGCUGGUGCGUCCUGGUGGACACCGGCCGCCCCAUCCCCGGCACGUCCACCAGGUACGAGCAGCCGAAAUGCGACAAUACGGCCAGGGCUCAUCCUGCCAGAACGCGGGACCUGUACAAGAGCCGCCAGCUCCAAGGUUGUCCUGGUGCCAAAAAGAGCGAGUUUCUGACGAGCGUGCUGGACGCGCUGUCCACGGACAUGGUCCACGCGGUCUCUGAUCCCUCCUCCCCCGGCAGGCUCUCGGAACCUGACCCCAGCCACACGCUGGAGGAGCGAGUGGUCCACUGGUAUUUCAAACUGCUGGAUAAAAACAACAGCGGGGACAUCGGCAAAAAGGAAAUCAAGCCCUUCAAGAGACUUCUUCGGAAGAAGUCCAAACCCAAGAAGUGCGUGAAGAAGUUUGUGGAGUAUUGCGACGUGAAUAACGACAAGUCCAUCUCCCUGCAAGAGCUGAUGGGCUGCCUGGGCGCGGCCAGAGAGGAGGUCAAGGCGGACACGAGGAAGCGCCACACCCCUAGAGGUAAUGCUGAAAGCGCUUCUAAUAGGCAGCCAAGAAAGCAAGGAUGAAUGACUCCACGGCAGGUCCUAGACAUGUGGCCAACUCCCUCACCAAAAAGCAAUUAAAAAAACCAAAACAAACACAUAGUAUUUGCACUUUGUACUUUAACUGUAAAUUCACUUUGUAGAAAUGAGAUAUUUAAAUAGACGGCUUUAAUCUGUGAAAAUGGAAGGGCUGGCUUCAGAAAAUUAAUCACAUACAAUGUAUGUGUCCUUCUUUGACCUUCAAAACCUGUAGCUGGUGGAGAUGUAUUUUGAGUGGAUUUAAGCUUAGCUUCUUCAUCCCACACGUGUUAACCGACAGAAGCCUUGGCCGAGGUGCCCUGGCUCCACCCUGUGCCUCCUCCUGACGGGCGCCGUCACUAGCAGCCUCGCCAGGUUGGCUUUGCCAGGGACCUACUGUCCUGGCGGCAUCGCUGACUCUAUGCUGGAAGCUCCACGGCUCCGUAGACAUGUGUAGUCGACUGCUGACCCCGUCCUGGGUUUGUUUGCUUCUUGGGACUUUGUGUUAGCUUGUUGGUUUUCCUUCCCGAGUUCCUGCUCCUGCAAUGAGUUAUCCAGCCACUGGCGCAGUCUUUACCGGUAGUGCCCUGGUAGAAGAGGAGAUAUUUCAAACUUUUCUUGAUAUGCCUGCUUUUCCAUUGUGAGCUUCUGUUUGAGUUUUGCUUUGGGCUCAGAUUAUCCACGCUGUAAAUGCUAGAGAAUUCUGCCUGCCUUCCUGAGGCAGCGUGGAGGGGCCCAACGUUCAGAAAAGUAAAUUUAAUCACGAUCUGACCCAGCCAGCCAAACAUGCUUGUCAGCCUUCUUCUCUUACGCCUGGCCCCUGUCCACCCGUCCAUGGUCUACCCCGGGGCCCCCGGGAAGGGAAAGCUGCCGCCUGAGCAAGUUCCUUAGAGAAGGCGUGGCCAGGCGAGGCUGUGCCCGGCGCUGGUCCUGGCAGCUGGGGCAAAGGCCUGUGGGUGCCCGCUUCCCUUCUUUCCUGGAGGCGUCCAGGCCUCGAGGACUGGCCACUGGGAAAUUCACCCGAGUGGGGCUGGACAGGGGUGGGGGGCAGUGGGGCCGGGCCUCAGGGGAGCCGGCUGCCCCCGUCAGGGCUGGAGCCCCGCCUCCGUGCUGUGCCCACGGGCUCCGUGGAGUGGAGAGCAGUGACAGACUGACGCUGCCUCAGCUCAAGCUUUAGGUUUGGAAAAAAAUCUUCUUGUCCCCAGAUCCCCCAACACACAGCCUGUCGAUUUGUCUCAACAAUUUUCAUGAAGACGUUUCCUGCAGUGUCUCGCGGGAGAGUCAAAGGGGAACCUUGGAGCCUCAAAACCAGCCCCCGUGUGUCACCAUUGUUUAAGAAACAGUUAUGAUCCUAAGUUUAUUGGAUAAUCUUUUAUAUUUCUGAACUUUGAAUUUAAUCAUUUUUCUUAGAUUAAAAUAAAAUAU